Centropristis striata (black sea bass) is the source of this 2010-nucleotide messenger RNA. It is a transcript of the gene riok2, whose product is annotated as RIO kinase 2 (yeast). Gene Ontology annotation, molecular function: protein serine/threonine kinase activity; ATP binding. Gene Ontology annotation, cellular component: nucleus; cytosol; preribosome, small subunit precursor. Gene Ontology annotation, biological process: maturation of SSU-rRNA; protein phosphorylation. The transcript is spliced from 10 exons. Bases 169 to 1737 code for a protein of 522 amino acids. Lineage: Eukaryota; Metazoa; Chordata; Actinopteri; Perciformes; Serranidae. The record is from RefSeq and is a predicted model, not a curated record.
UUGUUUGAGUGAUGCGUCAUGACGUCACACGUAAAUCUGAAGUGACGUUUCGCCGUUCACUGAACUUCCGCUUUGCACAUGUGUUUACUAGAAAUGUGCACUGUUGAACCUAAGAAGUAAAAGUAAUAAUAUUCUAAACACAAAACUGUUUAUUAUCCGGGUUCAAACAUGGGAAAGCUGAAUGUUGUCGUGUUGAGAUACUUAUCCCGAGAUGACUUCCGAGUCCUCACAGCGGUUGAGAUGGGGAUGAAGAACCAUGAGAUUGUUCCAGUGAGUCUCCUGUCCUCCAUCGCAAGCCUCAGACACGGCGGCUGCAACAAGAUCCUCAGAGAGCUGGUCAAACACAAACUUGUGGCCUAUGAGCGCUCAAAGACUGUGCAGGGUUACCGGUUGAACUAUGGAGGAUAUGACUACUUGGCUCUCAAGACUUUGUGCUCCAGAGAAGUGAUCAUUUCAGUUGGCAAUCAGAUGGGUGUUGGCAAAGAGUCAGAUAUUUAUAUUGUGGCAAGUCCAAACGACGAGCAGUACGCUUUGAAGCUUCACAGAUUGGGUCGUACCUCCUUCAGGAACCUGAAGAACAAGAGAGAUUACCACCAACACAGGAAGAACAUGUCCUGGCUCUACCUUUCUCGCCUUUCCGCCAUGAAGGAGUUUGCCUACAUGAAAGCAUUGUAUGAUCGGGGCUUUCCUGUUCCUAAACCUGUGGACUAUAAUAGACAUGCUGUAGUGAUGGAGCUCAUCAAUGGAUAUCCACUGUGUCAGGUGCAUGAGCUGCAGGAUCCACCUGCGCUGUACAAUGAGUUCAUGGAGCUCAUAGUCAAACUGGCCAACCACGGCCUGAUUCACGGAGACUUUAACGAGUUCAACCUCAUGCUGGACAACCAGGACCACAUAACUAUGAUCGACUUCCCUCAGAUGGUGUCCACCUCACAUCCUAACGCUGAAUGGUACUUUGACAGAGAUGUCAAAUGCAUCAGAGAUUUCUUUGCCAGGCGAUACAGUUAUGAGAGCGAGCUCUUCCCGACCUUCAAAGACAUCAGGCGGUCUCAUUCUCUAGACGUUGAAGUCUCAGCUAGCGGCUUCACCAAAGAUCUGGAGAGAGACGCUGCAUUGCUUCACCCAGCGGGACCCGAGGAAGAUGAUGAUGAUGAUGGUGAUGAAGAGGAUGGUGAUGAUGAUGAAGAGGCAACAGAUGAGGGGGAAGAAAAAGAAGAAGAGAGUGUGGACAUGGAGGAAUACAAGCAUGCAAUGCUGGAACUGGAAGGUCUGAAAGUCAGCGACUCACAUGCAGACAUACGAGAUGAGAAGAAGGAGAGCGAUAAAGAGGAAGAACAAAAAGAGAGUGAGACAACAUCUGCUGCUAGAAGUGAUGAAGAGCCUGAGAAGGACUUGGAGGAAGAGUUGAAUGAGGCGGAGGAUGAGUGUCCGGAGCUGGCAGACCUUUCUACAUCCAACCAAGGGUUCAAACCCUUCAGAGACUCAGACAGUCUACUACACGUGGCAGAACACAGGAGGAUGAGGACAGACAGCGAGGGGACAGUGGGCAGCAUCGGGAGCUGCUCCACCAUACCACCAGAGGUGGUGCGUCAGAAGGUGCGGAGGCAGCUCACAAAACAGCAGAAGGCGGCGCAGAGGAGACGUCUGCAGAAGGGAGAAGCCAACUUGGUGACCAAAUCCAGGAGAGAGAACCAAAAUAACAUCAAGUCUAGCAUAGAAGGCGCCUCCUUCUGGGGUUAAAUGGGACUGCAGAUAUGGACAGGCAGAUCUCAUGUUAACAUGCUUUUUGUUUGGUUAACAUGCCUGCUGCAUUAUUCCUCAGCUCUUAUAUCUGAAGAGUUUAACACGUGAUUAUUGAUGGAAAAACUCAUCUGGGACAACUCGCCACGCUGUCAAGUCAGAAGACCGACUGUUUUUCUAUUUGAACUCGAGCGAAUUAUCAUGUUCAACAUACACGCUAAUGUAAAUAUACCCAUAAUGUUUGUAUGUUUGAUAAUUAAACCAUUUAAACCU